Messenger RNA from Trichoplusia ni (cabbage looper), 1462 nucleotides. RefSeq lists its product as uncharacterized. The record is from RefSeq and is a predicted model, not a curated record. Bases 679 to 1272 code for a protein of 197 amino acids. Lineage: Eukaryota; Metazoa; Arthropoda; Insecta; Lepidoptera; Noctuidae. The transcript has 6 exons.
UGACCCACUGCUGAGCAAAGGCCUCCACCAAAUCCUUCCAAGAUUCUCUAUUCUGGCCGUCAAGGAACCAGCCCGCGCGGUAAGCGUUAAGAUCGUCUCGCCACCGCUUCCUAGGCCUCCCACGGCGACGCCGUCCAUCCGCUGGCUCCCAUAGUGUGGCGACUUUGGCCCAACGACUAAUACUAUACUUUAAUGUUUUUCCGAGUAAUAUGUAUAUAAGCAUUUCCGGAAAAAAGAGGAAUAUGAAAAUUUCGUAAUUUACUCAAUCUAUUAUCAUCGGAAAUAACGUAUCAAAAGAUAACACUGAAACACCUGCACAGAUUUAUUCAAAUCUGAUAAAAAGUUAAACGAAAGGGAACUUUCGCAAUUAUUCAUAUUUAAUAAAAUCGAAUAGCUACUAAGAGCGUUAAAUUACCUACGUAGUUUAGCUCCGAAGUUAAGGUUCAUAUAAUUACGAUUUUCUUACAAAAAUACUGCAUCAGGACUACUACUUUUACAUCAACUCUUUUUUAGCAGAAAGCAAUACUUAACACAACACAACAAGUUUGGACUAAUUGGCAUAUAGUAAAUGAAGACCUCGGCGACUUCCACUUUACCGCGAAGACUGGUUUGCUCCCGCCGAAGUAUUACCCGCUGACGGAUCGCGACUUGAGUGCCAGCGAGAAGGCAGCUGAGGUCAUGGACUUCAUACAGCUGGUGCCGAAACUGGACCCGUUCACGAGGGACAAACUCGAACCGAUUGGCAUCGACCUGCCUUACUUGUGGUUCAAGGGCAAAAUUUACAUGACAGACUUCGUGUUGGCCGGAAUAAAAUCUUUUCAGGUCCGAAACCUCGAGUUGCGGCUGAAUAACCUUAGAGCAGACCUCAACCUUACCUUACCCGACAUAUACGUAGAAGGUGACUUUAACUUGCAAGCGUCUGUAAGCUUCAUUCCGAUAUUGAUGAGCUGUCAUUUAAGUUUUCAUAUAAUGAACAUGGAUAUAUCAUUGUCGGGAGGAAGUAGUCUGGUGCAAAGUCCUACAGCAGGAGAGGCAUUGCAAAUCGACAGUGCGGCGGUUCUGAUAGACAUAGAAAACAUUCGGGUCAAUCUUUCUAACGUAGCCUUCGGUGGAUCUGAAGACGAGACGGGUCUGGCCAUUGCGCAACUCUUCAGCACUCCUGCGAAGGAAAACAUGUACGACGGGCUUCUCGUGGCAGCGCUCAAGAAGAUCAACCAGGAACUCAUCAAGGUGUCGUCAGACAUCUUCAAGAGCUAUUUGCUGGAUGAUUAAAAAUACAGUUUUAAAUCAAAUGUAGUAAACAACUGACUGUCGCGAGGGCCCGAUAGAACAUUAAAUAAUCCAAAGUAAACUUUUCAUGAAGCCCUGCCUCACCUUCUUUUUCUUUUUACUAAUAAGUAUUAUUAAAAAAUAUUUUUAUACACGUUUUUAAAUCAGUUGCGCCGCAGGACUUGAGAAGUUA